Vigna radiata var. radiata (mung bean) is the source of this 1073-nucleotide messenger RNA. RefSeq names its product thioredoxin domain-containing protein 9 homolog. Lineage: Eukaryota; Viridiplantae; Streptophyta; Magnoliopsida; Fabales; Fabaceae. The record is from RefSeq and is a predicted model, not a curated record. Gene Ontology annotation, cellular component: cytoplasm. The transcript has 3 exons. Gene Ontology annotation, biological process: microtubule cytoskeleton organization. Bases 195 to 836 code for a protein of 213 amino acids.
GCAAUGGUGGUGUUGUUAGAUCUUGCAGUAACCUACACCAUCAAUAAUUCCUUUGUUAAUGUUUUUAAGUGAAAUUUGCGACAAACCUUAGAUCCUGAAUUGAUUCAAACGAAUAGAGGAGAAGGGAGUAGCGAAGAACUGAGACGGCGUCUUAUCGGUUAGAGAGAGAUCUGGUGUCAGAGUGGUAGCGGAAGAUGGAGAGGGGUAAGAUCGAAGAGGUAAUUGAGCAGCAAGUCCUCACGGUGGCGCGCGCCGUCGAGGACAAGAUCGACGAGGAGAUCGCCGCCCUCGAGCGCCUCGACACCGACGACAUCGAGGCUCUCCGUGAGCGCCGUCUACAGCAGAUGAAGAAGAUGGCGGAGAACCGCUCCCGUUGGAUCUCCCUCGGCCACUCCGAAUAUACCGAGAUUCCCUCCGAGAAAGACUUCUUCUCCGUCGUCAAGGCCAGCGAACGCGUCGUCUGCCACUUCUACCGCGAAAACUGGCCCUGUAAGGUUAUGGACAAACAUUUAAAUUUGUUAGCUAAGCAGCAUAUCGAGACUCGGUUUGUGAAAAUCAACGCUGAGAAAAGUCCGUUUCUGGCUGAGAAGCUCAAGAUCAUUGUUCUUCCAACUCUUGCCCUCAUAAAGAAUGCCAAAGUCGAUGAUUAUGUGGUUGGGUUUGAUGAACUUGGUGGGACUGACGAGUUUAGCACAGAGGAGCUAGAAGAAAGAUUGGCUAAAGCUCAAGUAAUCUCUUAUGAGGCUGAAUCAUCAUUCCAUCAAGCAAGGUCCAGUGCCAAAACCACAAGAAGUGUUCGGCAGAGCUCAAGAGCAGACUCCUCAGAUUCUGAGUAACAUGCAUUUCUUGAUGACAUUUAUAUGCCAUGUUCUCCUGAGCACUCUGAUUUACACUCUAAACUCAGUCUUCGCGCCAUGCGUGUCUCUGUCUGUAAGAAUUCAUCUUGAUUCUAGUUAGCACAUGUUUCUUGAGAUCACCCCUUUUUAUAGUAUAAUGUUUUUGAGAUAGUCCUCUGCUUAUGCUAACUUCAUUCAUCUUUGUUAAUAAUUUUAUUUUAUUAGUUUUGAUGUCCA